ACUCUGUCAUUUUUAACAGGUGGUCGAGCGAGGGCGGGCUGCAUUCAGAGCGGGGAAGACACGAUCUUACGAAGCGAGGAUCAAACAUCUUUCAGACUGCCAUCGCAUGAUCAAAGAGCAUCGGCAGGACUUUAUCGAUGCCAUUCACAAAGAUUUGAAAAAGCCAGCCUUUGAAUCUAAUGCGUAUGAGAUCAUGAUGGCAGAGAAAGACCUGGUUCAGUUUAUGAAUGAAUUAGAAGAUUGGAUCAAACCAGUCAAUGUGUCCACCAACCUGAUGACCGUGGGCAAGGUGGCCUACAACAUCUGGGAGCCCCUGGGCCUGUCCCUCAUCAUAGGAGCCUGGAACUACCCAUUCCAACUGGUCAUCGAGCCCCUCGUGGGCGCGAUGGUCGCGGGGAACACCGCUAUCAUCAAACCAUCGGAGCUCUCACCCGAAACGGCCCUUCUCUACGAGAGGCUUAUUCCACAGUACCUGGACAAUGACUGCUAUCAAGUUGUGAAUGGUGAUGCGAAGAUAACGACGGAGGUGCUAGCUCAGAAGUUUGAUCACAUUCUCUACACAGGAAGUGGUGUAGUAGGGAGGAUUGUGAUGACAGCUGCUGCAAAGCACCUGACACCGGUCACUCUCGAGCUUGGAGGAAAGAGUCCUGUGUAUAUCGAUUCGAACACGGACAUCAAUACCUCUGUGCGUCGGGUCACAUGGGGGCGCUACAUGAAUUGCGGGCAGACCUGUGUCGCUCCGGAUUACAUACUAUGUCACUCGAGAGAUAAUGACCAGAUACUGAAAGCGUUCAGAGCGAACAUCAAGGAGUUCUUUGGGGAUGACCCACAGAAAAACCCUGCCUACGCGAGGAUUGUCAACCAAAGGCACUUCAAGAGAAUAUCAGAAAUAUUGGAAGGUCAGAAUGUCGUGAUCGGUGGUAAGACCGAUGAAUCGGAUCUGUACAUUGCCCCCACUGUUAUACUGAACCCAAGCGAAACUGCUAAAUGCAUGACGGAAGAGAUCUUUGGCCCCAUCAUAUCUAUUUUCAAUGUAGAUACACUAGACCAAGCCAUUGAUUUCAUUAACGACAGGGAUAAACCACUUGCGUUAUAUGCCUUCUCCAACAACCAGAAGACAUUAGAACGCAUUGCUCAUGAGACAUCGAGUGGAGCCUUCGUUGGAAACGAUGUAAUUAUACAUGCUGCAAUUGAGGAAAUGCCAUUUGGAGGAGUCGGUGGAUCAGGCCAAGGGGCGUACCAUGGGAAGUUUUCCUUUGAGGUCUUCUCACACAAGAAACCAGUCCUCAUUGACAAGCACAUGUGGUUCACCGAGAAGGCACAGUCACUUCGUUAUCCCCCAUACACCCCUGGCAAGGCCUCUGUAGCAGAGUUCUUCCUGAAGAAGAGUCCAAAGAGAAAGGGUUUCUUUUACACCUUCCUCAGACUAACGCUCAUCGGCUUCCUACUCGCUGUAGUAUGCAAGGCCUUCGGUGUGGACAAGUAUCUCCCCCAGGCCCUUAAGCAGUGA
This is a messenger RNA of Lytechinus variegatus (green sea urchin), 1510 nucleotides long. RefSeq names its product aldehyde dehydrogenase family 3 member A2-like. Gene Ontology annotation, molecular function: aldehyde dehydrogenase (NAD+) activity. Gene Ontology annotation, biological process: aldehyde metabolic process. Gene Ontology annotation, cellular component: cytoplasm. The coding region runs from base 107 to 1510 and encodes 467 amino acids. The record is from RefSeq and is a predicted model, not a curated record. The transcript is spliced from 11 exons. NCBI's taxonomy places the organism in Eukaryota, Metazoa, Echinodermata, Echinoidea, Temnopleuroida, Toxopneustidae.